Mesorhabditis spiculigera is the source of this 3423-nucleotide messenger RNA. The record is from the annotation of a GenBank genome assembly. NCBI's taxonomy places the organism in Eukaryota, Metazoa, Nematoda, Chromadorea, Rhabditida, Rhabditidae.
AUGAAUGGGGCCGGCCACGAGGGAUCAGAGAGGCCGCCAGAAAGGAGGAGAGGAGCACGACCUGAUGUCCAGAUCUAUCGCCCCGGUAUGAUGCGAAGAGGCAUCGACAUCACCCUCCAAAACAUCCCCGAAUCCCCUCAACAAGCCCGAAAACUCACCUCACCCCGAAAUUCGCGAGAAAAUGGAUUCCGUGUCUACGAAAAUUCGACUCGACGACGACCCAGUGAAGAAUCGCAAAAUUCUGGGUCUACGACGCCAGACUACCGAAAAGAAGCCCCAAGAAGAUCCCCUAGAGGCGGGAUGAGCAGGCAAGGCGAGCCGCGGAGAGGUCCAGGCGGAAGUGAAUACAGUAGUCGCGAGGACCUGGACUCCAGGGCAUCUUAUGGAUAUAAUUCGACCCAAUCAUUGUUGGACCCUCGGCCAAAACCUGGAGGGUAUUUGGAUCAGAAUCAAAGGGGAAGGGGAAAGCCUCAGAGAGAAGAACGACAGCUUUAUCGACCUAGUCGACAGGCUUUCGAACGCACCCCCGAUCGUUCGUCGAUGCGAGCGGAACGGGGAAAUCGGCUGGGGGCAAGACCGGGCCGAAACAGAAACGACUCCAUUAAUAGCACCCAGAGCGAGCGGCCGGCUAGUUUGUUUGUUGAUACCACCGAACGUUAUGACGAUUCGAGAUCUUUGGGAUAUGCUGCUUCUGAAGCGCCUUCAUCGCAACAGAGCCUCUCCUUUGCCGAACUAUGCGCCUCGUUUGAUAGUAUGAGCUCAAUGAACUGGAGCGAGAUUGUUGAAGAUGAUUAUAACAACCCGGAUCCUCAAAGUUUUGAUGCGAGGGAGCUAAAAGCUCGACUUCACCAGGAACAGAGCGAGAAUGGUGCUAGAAGAAGCUUUGAUACAGAAUCCGAUCGAGGCUCGUCGGUCGCUGACUCAAUCACAGAAGAAAACGGAGAGUCUUGCGAGGAGAACGAGCGAACACCGACGAGGAGCAGGAGCCCGGAAUUGGCUGAAAAAGAGGAGAACGAGAAAUCGAAGAAAAAGUCUGAUGGUCGGAUUGCUUUGAUGAAUAUCGGACAGCCAGUCGCUAAGCCCAGAGCUGAGAAAGCGGAAAGUAUCGCCGAAACCCCCGCUUCAUCUGAACCCGUUGAAGACCUUGUAGAAUGUAAGCAUUCGCAAGGAGGUCUCUCAGAAGAAGCGGAAGAACGGUUUGAACAAAGGGUCAAAAAGUUAAAUGGCGAGCUCGAAAAUCUGGUACCCUCCAUCUCGGCCCGUGAUUUCUUGGCGGCAGAUAAGGCCAUCGAAAUCAGUCAAGAAAUCUCCGAAAACUAUAUGGAAAUCCUGCCAUUAGAUGUGGAAUAUUCAUUUUCGAACAAUUUGGAGAAUCGGUUGUGGAAAAAUGCGUAUCAUCGAUUGAUCGAAGCCUUAAGAAGCGGCUCGAAUUCGACCAAAGAUGGAGCAAGGAAAUUGUUGACUUCCUUGAAGUCGUUGAUUUCCAAUGGCCUAGUAUUCUACAAACGGUUAAUCAUGCGGUACGAGGAGCAAUUCGGCAUUCCGGUUGAUCAGCUGCUGUAUUGGCCCGGAGGGUUCCCGGAGGUUGAGCUGGAGAAUGUUUAUCUCGGGCAGCUUCCGCUUGAUUGUUUGAGUGAUAUUCAAAAGGUUGCCGCCAAAUCGUUGUCUCGGCAUUUUUUGGCUUGCGGAAAUCUGCAUCGUUAUUUUGCAAUCACGACUGGUAGUGAUGAUUUUUCGCAAGCAAAGGGUUGCUACCUCCGAGCCGUGCAGCUCUGGCCCGAGGGCGGAACCGCUUAUAGCCAAUUGGCAAUUCUAGCCUACAAUACGAUGUUGUACGGUAGCCGUGUACGAGCACGCCUCACGCCCCUUGACCGACUCUCUGACCAACGACAGGCGAACGUCAUUGAUGAAACCUUUUUCUUUGUCCGAGCUCUGGCUUGUGGCCGCCCGUAUUGGAAUGCAAAGGAGAGAAUGAAUCAAAGAUUAACGGCAAUGCUUGGCAAGAUCGAAAAGUACGAACCACUCCUAAAUAAAGAAUUCGGAAAAUCGAAAAACGGGCAUGAAAUCAACCCGAAUGAAAAUUGCUCGAAGGAAAUCUGGAUCCGGAAAGACGGAAAAUUGGAACCUCGCCGUCAAGAAGAAUCUCAUCAGGAAGUGGAAGCUGUGUAUCUACAAAAAUCGGGGAGUACGCUUCAUCGCCGCUUAGUGAGCUAUUUUGUUGGAGCCAUUGCGAUGAUCCAGCUGAGGACAAACAUGCAUAAAUUCAAAUCGGUAGCUACACGUUCGCUUUCUUACCUCUCUGCCAGUCUCCGAGCCCCAGACUGCAAACUUUCCGCCCUGCAACUUGCUCAGCUGACCGCAAUUUGCAUCUAUGCAGCGGAAACUGCUACAAAGUCCAUUUCCGAGUCGGCAGUACGAUAUUUGAUCUCGCUACUUGGUGUUUUGCUAAAAUCCGAAGAUCAAGCCCUCGUCUGGCCUUCUAUCCAUCUCAUUUGCAUCUGGCUCUCAAGUGAUGGAUCUCAGAAGAUACUGGAAAGCACAUUAAAGCUGAAACCAAUGAAGCUAAAAGCUUUCCCGGUUGAUACCUGGGAUUUGCUUUCGAAAUCUGCCAAUGCUGCUCAAGAAGAUCAGGCUUUUGACCCGAAAGAAACCGGAUACUUACCCGAGCUACUUCUUCUCUCUUCAUUUGGUAAAAGCUUUCCGAAUCCACCUCAAGAAUUUGAGCUCGAGGAUGCAAAUGCCAGCAAAAUCAGACGAUGGUCAGUAGUGGAAGCUUCUCUUGCUUGCUCAAGGCUUCCUCAAGCUCCUAUUGUUAUUGAGGAAGAGACCCAAAAAUUCCUCCCAAACCUAAGCUUUUCAAUUGUUUCGCCAUCGUUGGCCGAUACUGUAGAUAACGAAAAUGGUACUCAUACGGAAGCUACAAUCUAUGUGGAUCCAGCGGCGAUCGUGCCCGAUACCAGCAGCUUCAUUGAUCAUUUCAACGAUGUCGUUCGGCUAUCCAAGCUUGAUAAUCUGAAGCUUUAUGUUUCCAGCGCUGUACGGGAAGAUCUACAGAAAAUUGUUCGUGCUCCAAAGGGGAGGGAUCAAGAUGAGCAUGGGUUAUUUAUUCAGGCUCAGGCCAGAUCUGUCGUGCAAUGGAUUGAGCAAUCUGCAUCUGAAAAGGAGGGAAAUGUAGGAUUUUUGGAAGCUGCCGCGUCUUCUCAAAUUGACCUGGAAGAUACGGAUUUUGACGAUGCGCUCAUUAAAUCGUGCCUAGAAUUGUCAAAUCAAUUUUCUACAAACAGAACUAAGGUGCCUGGAAUCCCGGAUGAUGCAAAUGUAAAGCGUGUCAUUCUCCUGACAGAUGACCGAUCCACCCAUUACAAAGCGUCAAUCCAGGGCCUCCCUACAAAAACCUUGCCCUCAUUCCUCCACUGGUGCAAU